CGGCGGGCGCGGCAACGUCCCCCGGAAGUGGAGCCUGGGACUUCCACUCGUGCGUGAGGCGAGCGGAGCCGGAGACGAGACUAGAGGCCGAACUCGGGAUCUGACAAGAUGGCCGGGCUGCCCCGUAGGAUUAUCAAGGAAACCCAGCGUUUGCUGGCAGAACCAGUUCCCGGCAUUAAAGCAGAACCAGAUGAGAGCAACGCCCGUUAUUUUCAUGUGGUCAUUGCCGGCCCUCAGGAUUCCCCCUUUGAGGGAGGGACUUUUAAACUUGAACUAUUCCUUCCAGAAGAAUACCCAAUGGCAGCCCCUAAAGUACGUUUCAUGACCAAAAUUUAUCAUCCUAAUGUAGACAAGUUGGGAAGAAUAUGUUUAGAUAUUUUGAAAGAUAAGUGGUCCCCAGCUCUGCAGAUCCGCACAGUUCUGCUAUCGAUCCAGGCGUUGUUAAGUGCUCCCAAUCCAGACGAUCCAUUAGCAAAUGACGUAGCGGAGCAGUGGAAGACCAAUGAAGCCCAAGCCAUAGAAACAGCUAGAGCAUGGACUAGGCUAUAUGCCAUGAAUAAUAUUUAAAUCGAUUCGAUCGUCAAGCGUGCAUCACUUCUCCUGUUCUGCCAAGACUUCUUCCUUUUUUGUUUGCAUUUAAUGGACACAGUCUUAGAAACAUUACAGAAUAAAAACCCAGACAUCUUCAAUCCUUUGGUGAUUAAAUGCACAUUAGCAAAUCUAUGUCUUGUCCUGAUUCACUGUUGUAAAGCAUGAGCAGAGGCUAGAAGUAUCAUCUGGAUUGUUGCGAAACGUUUAAAAGCAGUGGCUCCUCUCUGCUUUUAUUCAUUUCCCCCAUCAUGGUUUAAGUAUAAAGCACUGUGAAUGAAGGUAGUUGUCAGGGUUAGCUGCAGGGGUGUGGGUGUUUUUCUUUAUUUUAUUAUUAUUAUUUUUUUUUUGGUGGGGGGGGGAAGGUAGUUUUAUUUUAAUUUUAUGGGCUCCUUUCCCCCUUUUUAUGGUGAUCUAAUUGCAUUGGUUAAAAGCAGCUAACCAGUUCUUUAGAAUAUGUUCUCUAGCCAAGUCUAACUUGAUUUAGACGCUGUAGAUGGACAAGCUUGAUUGUUCGAACCAAAAUGGAAACAUUAAACAGACAUCACAGCCCUCACUAAUAACAUUGUGACCUUGCUGUCAAGUGUAGAAUCCUCCCUUCAAGAAAAAGCUUGUGACCAUUUUGUAUGGCUUGUCUGGAAACUCCUGUAAAUCUUAUGUUUUAGUAAAAUAUUUUUUGUUAUUCUA
Molecule: messenger RNA, 1275 nt
Organism: Budorcas taxicolor (takin)
Lineage: Eukaryota; Metazoa; Chordata; Mammalia; Artiodactyla; Bovidae
Gene: UBE2N
Product: ubiquitin conjugating enzyme E2 N
Exons: 4
Coding region: 109-567 (152 amino acids)
Source: RefSeq, a predicted model, not a curated record